AGGAAAGGACCUGCCUUGGUUGCUGCAGACAAUGCAAAAAGAAAUCACACAGAUACAAGUGCUGCUGAUCGCUUGAAACGCUCGCAAGAUGGGGAUGGUCAGCAAGAAGCGCGGAGUGGAGCUCGGCUCGGUGGCGGAGUCGCCCAAGAAGCUGAAAGUGGCGCCCGAGCCGGUCGAGCCCGAGGCCUCAGAACCGAAACUCAGUGCGGAGAAGCCACUUGGACCAGCGGCAUGGAGGUUCCGCGCCAAGUUUCAGAUCUCGGCUGCGCGCGCGCAGCAGCCGAAGCUUCCUGAGCCGGUGCAGAGCUUCGAGGAGGCGCCAUUUGGCAGGCGCUUGAAGGAUGCUUUGAUGGAGAGUUUCUCGGCACCCUCACCCAUCCAGGCGCAAGCAUGGCCCAUUUGCCAGCUGGGUCACGAUUUGGUCGCCGUGGCGAAGACGGGCAGCGGAAAGACGUUGGCUUUCUUGCUCCCUGCCUUCAAGCUGAUCAGCAGGUGGUCCAAGAGCAAUGAGGAGAUGCCAGGACAUCCAUUGGUCUUGGUCUUGGCGCCCACGCGGGAGUUGGCCACACAGAUCCAGAACGAGUGCGAGCGCUUCGCAUCGGCGAAGGUCCGGUCCAUGGCGAUCUUCGGUGGGACGCCGAAGGGGCCACAGGGGAAGGAACUGAAGAAGAAGAUGCCACAGGUCUUGGUGGCGACUCCAGGACGUUUACAGGACUUCUUGAGCAGUGGUGAGGUCAAUCUGUCACAAGCUCAACUGCUGGUCCUGGAUGAGGCGGAUCGAAUGCUGGACAUGGGAUUCGAGCCGGAGAUUGCCAAGAUUCUAUCGCAGGCACCUCCAGCGCGGCAGACGCUGCUCUUCACGGCGACGUGGCCUAAGGCGGUGAAACGCAUCGCAGAGAAGUACCUGACGCUCAGACCAAGGCACGUGAACGUAGGAGAGACUGAGGAGUUGGCGGCGAAUAAAGCGGUGAGUCAGGAGUUCUUCCGCUUGGGUGACGAUGAGAAGGAUGACAAGCUUUGGCAAAUCCUCAGCGGCCUGAGCGAUGAUGCCAAGGCGAUUUGCUUUGCAAAUACCAAGAGGCGCAUUGAUUCCUUCCAGAAGACCUUUUGGUCCAAAGGCUUUGACUCUGUGGCCCUACAUGGCGACAAGCCACAGAAGGAUCGGGAUCGAGAUUUGGAGAAGUUUACGAAAGGCGAAUGCUGGCUGAUGUUUGCCACUGACGUGUGUUCCAGAGGCUUGGACAUCAAAGAUGUGACCCAUGUGGUGAAUUUGGACAUGGCGCGAGAUGUCGAAAGCUAUGUGCACCGGAUUGGACGGACGGGCCGCGCAGGGAGGAAAGGCACCUCGCUGACCUUCUGGAACGAGGCAUAUGACAUGGAUUGCGCACCAGCGUUGGUGAAGAUUGCCACUGAGGCUGGCCAGUCCGUCCCAGACUGGCUCGAGAAGGCUGCUCAGAAGCAAAAACAAGCGAAGAACAAAGCGUGGAGAUACUAAAGGACGAGAAGGUCGAGUCUUGAGUGGUUUUCCAGCACUUUGAUGGGUGCUUCAUGCAAAUCUCCGAUGUCCAAGCGCCCCAGACAUGGGACC
Molecule: messenger RNA, 1588 nt
Organism: Durusdinium trenchii
Lineage: Eukaryota; Dinophyceae; Suessiales; Symbiodiniaceae
Source: the annotation of a GenBank genome assembly